AUGUCGCGUUCCUUUACUGGGUGCAAGCGAUGUAAAGGGCGUCGGCAGAAGUGUGACGAGCAGCGUCCAAGCUGUGGCCGAUGCCAGCAAGCGAACACGCCUUGUCGAUAUGCGAUGCAGCUUCAGUGGGGUGGGCGGGCUUUCUCGCGCUCGCGGUUCGGAGCCUGUGUGGGUAACGGAGGCAUGCAUAAGCUGGAGUAUUCCCCCGGCGAAUUUAUCUAUACCACGAACUCAUCCUCUACGGCCCUAUCUCCCGGCUCGAUAAUCGCUGGUACCUCAUCUGCGACGACCGCCACGACUAGCUUAAACUAUUACAUUGACCCGUUCGCCUCCCUCUCGACCGACCAAAAGUCUCUUCUUCACCACUUUCUCAGUGAUGCCUCGCAGAUCACUGCCUGUCAUUCCGGCAUGCAACAGGACAUUUGCAAGAUGCUGGUCCCCAUGGCCCUCCAAACCCCGUCUCUCCUAUACGCAACCAUGGCCCUCUCUGCCAUCCAUCUACAAGCGCUCCACAACCAGUCGGAAAAUGUCAAGUCGGCUCCAGAAAUUGCGCGUUUCAUGGCGCUCAGCCUAGAACAUUUUCGCAAGGAACUGGAGAACCCUGCCAGCAGAGGGUCGGAUGCCCUGCUCGCCACAGCGCGUACUCUUUGCUUAGCCGAGAUUCAUUCGGGCGCUAUUCAUCCCAAUUCGUGGCGCGCGCACAUCGCGGGAGCAAAGGCCCUCAUGGAUUCUUCGAGUCAGCGCGGGAUCCUGUCACCGGGAUCGCCUGAGGGCUUUCGUCGAUAUCUAGACCGAUGGCACCGAUCGAUCGUCUCGCUAACAGCAUUGACUGGAAACGGGCCGCCAAUCGGGGUGGAAGCAGCGGUCGCGGACAACACAACCGAUUCCGCAACCCCUGAUUAUCUGGAUGACUACUGGGGUUUCACUGUCAACCUGGCCGCGAUCUUCCGCGCGAUUGGUGCGAUAUCCUGGCGCGAGCAUCAAUAUCUAUUGCAGCAGCAAGAAGAACCAGGACAGGAAGCCGCGGUAGGAGAUACCGUGUUCGACAUCGACGUCGCCCACGAGGCAGCCACGCUUGAAGGCGCCCUCCGUCGGCUAAUGGCUGCCGAAGAAGUUGGGACUCAGCCGGCCUUCUACCCGGGUGUCAUGGAGGGACUGUCGCCGGACUGCAUUCGGCAGCUGAUGCUCUGCAAUGAGGCCUUUCAGCGCAGUGCGCUGAUUCAGAUCCACCGCCGCUUGUACAAGACGCCCGCGUCGGCACCGGUGGUGCAGGACUCAGUCAAGCGGAUCCUGGAAUGUACGGCGCAGAUCGGGCCGUCUCCCGGUCUGAGUCCAUGGGUGAUGCUCACAACACCGCUGUUCAUUGCGGGAUGCGAGGCGCGCGGGGCUGAUCGACAACAGGUCCGCCAGUUAUUGGCAUCACUGCAUGAUACUAUCCGGGUGCCAAAUGUCUUGCAGGCAUUGAGAUUGUUGGAGCAAUAUUGGGGUAAUCAGUUGGAUGAGAAUGAGGGGUGGUCUCAAUUCUUGGAUCGUAUGAGGAUUGAUUUCAUCCCAUAUUAA
Molecule: messenger RNA, 1560 nt
Organism: Aspergillus aculeatus ATCC 16872
Lineage: Eukaryota; Fungi; Ascomycota; Eurotiomycetes; Eurotiales; Aspergillaceae
Product: Zn(II)2Cys6 transcription factor
Exons: 3
Coding region: 1-1560 (519 amino acids)
Biological process (GO): positive regulation of transcription by RNA polymerase II
Cellular component (GO): nucleus
Molecular function (GO): DNA-binding transcription factor activity, RNA polymerase II-specific; transcription cis-regulatory region binding; zinc ion binding
Source: RefSeq, a predicted model, not a curated record